Pygocentrus nattereri (red-bellied piranha) is the source of this 1935-nucleotide messenger RNA. RefSeq names its product SE-cephalotoxin-like. The record is from RefSeq and is a predicted model, not a curated record. The coding region runs from base 56 to 1618 and encodes 520 amino acids. Lineage: Eukaryota; Metazoa; Chordata; Actinopteri; Characiformes; Serrasalmidae. The transcript is spliced from 2 exons.
CACCAACCACACCUCUCUGGGCUCGGAAUCCAGCUCUCCAAGCCUCUUUACAGUCAUGUCGUCCCCAUGGUGGUCUGCUUUGUUGCUGUUGGUUUCAUUGAUCCCUCUUUGCUCAACGACGUCCUCCGCUUCACAAGCUGAACUCCCUCUCCAACCAUCACAUUACUCCACUGAUCUCUCAGUCCUCAAGAGGGAACUCUUGACUGAUGAGAGCAGAGCGCAAACAGAAAAGGUUGUAGAAAUUGCAACAAGCUCUCUGUCUCUACUUAAUGAUGUAAUGGGAAAUUUUGACACAAAGCAGUUGAAAGGUAUGAUGAAGAACCUUGCCAACUUUGCCAGCGUGGCACCUGGCAUCGGAGCUGUUAUCUCCUCUGUUGUCAACACAGUCUUGGCUUUCAUCCCUCAAGAUGACCCAGUGAUGAAAAAGCUGGAGGAAGGGUUUUCUGAAGUAAACAGAAAGCUGGAUUCUAUCUCUACCCAGAUCUCUGACCUGGAAGCACAAAUGGAAUUGCAGAUCUACGCCAGCCAAUACGCUCAUGUUGAAAACCAAAUCCUCAAUGGCUGGCAGAAGUUUGUGGAGCUUAGUAAGAGUGGGCCUAACAACUUUAAGGAGGCUGUCAUGGACUUCAAAAAAAUCUAUAAAAGCGAAAACAUCGAGGUCAGUGUGACGAACCUUCACCGCUACCUGACGGUCAACAACACAUCUAUGAAUAAAAACAUAAAUGAAAUGCUGAAGAAAAAGUAUAAAUGUGAUUUGAGUGAGAUCAACAGAUAUAACUUAUUUUUGAGUAGUUUGCUGUGGAAGGGGGUAGUACUCAAAGAGGUUUACGUGAAACUGAGUCGUAAAAAUUCAGGCAAAGAAGCUGAACAUGCCCAGAUGUUCAAGAGUGUCUUUGAAGCUCAACAGGCAGUUGUGGAGUACUGCCUGAACCACAGUGAGGAGUACAUGAGGAAAGAUGUGGAGGAGAUAGCCAGAGCACACAGUCCUGAGAAAAAGGAAGAGAUCGCUGAGAAAGUGAAAAAUACUCUUGACAAGAAGUACAGCUGGUACAACUGGGUGGUGCUGGUGUACGACAACAAUGACGAAAAGACAGAAUAUAUAAUAAUACAAGAUGAUAUGACUAAGAUCCCCAUAGACAAUAUCAUUGUGGCUGUUACCUACACUCUGAAAGCAGACCCAGACAAAGAGAAAGAAACUGAAGCAGUAGUUACAGAAUUAGUUGAAGAAUGCUUUGAACAAAAUAAAAAUUGUAAGAUUCCAUGCAAAAUUCGUUGGGGACAUAACCCUACCCCUAAAAUGACACAUCUUAAUGAUUAUGCCAAAGUAACACAUGCCACCUAUAAAUAUAAAUAUGCACAAUCCCCACCACCUGCUAAACAAAGCAAUUGUUUGAUAAACGGCUAUACAUAUCAGAUUUUCGUGCAUAACUCCAGGAAGUUGCCUGUCUGUGAAGAUCAACCAUGUAAGAACAACGGUCAGUGCAAGCAACUGCUGAAAUCCAAUGAAUGGCUGUGUGUUUGUCAAAAUGGGUACCACGGAGACACAUGUGAGAAGAAAAUGAGCACAACAGUGCCCCAGAUAAAAGCCCAUCCCAGAGCACGACUAAAGGCAAACUGAAAAGCAAAGAGUCCAAACUGGAUCUUAUUAUCAACAGACGUCAUGGUUGAUAUCAGAUUUCUGCAGAAUGGCAACAGACGACAGUAACGAAGACUUAAUUGCAUCAGAAACCUAAAACGCACAUCAAGUGACUGAGCAGCUGAGAAUAAAGGAUGAAAUGAUGAAAAAAAAAUAAACAGACAAAAUCUCCUGAAAAUCUGCUGAGGCAGACACUAAGCAACUGAUAAUUGGUGGUCCUAACAAACACAAUAAUACGGCAGGAGUUCUUUAUACUACUAUCAUACAUGACUAGUUUCACCAAGAUUGCACCGCUAAAA